Molecule: messenger RNA, 2601 nt
Organism: Insectozyma verbasci
Lineage: Eukaryota; Fungi; Ascomycota; Pichiomycetes; Serinales; Debaryomycetaceae
Source: the annotation of a GenBank genome assembly
AUGACAACUUCAAUUACAACUAAAAAUAUGGAAUCAACCAAAAAGAACAACGAUGAGGUUGAUUCUAAGAUAGGUCCGAAAGGUAUAACAUUUUCAGGUGAGACCUUUAUUGUUCCUGAAACUCAUGAUAUGGUUAAAACAUUAUUUGACCCUACGAUUGAAAAAUCACAAUUUGAAAAAGUUAUUUUAAUAUGUUUAUUAUCAAAUUUAUUAGUAUUUUUAAUACCUUCGAAUCAACUUAGAAUUUAUGUUUUCAUUGGAUUAUAUAUUUUUUGGAGAUUAAGUUAUAAUUUUGGUAUUGGUUGGUUAUUACAACAACAGUCACAAUAUAAUACAUUAGUUAAUUGGUCAAAAAAAUAUAAUUUACUUAAUGGUAAUUCACUUUUAAGUAAUAUCAUUCAAAAAGAAAUUAAAUCUCAAAGAGGUAAAGAUUAUAAAAUUGACAGUUAUCCAAUUGAAUUUAAUACUUGGUUAAUUUAUAGAAAAUUUGUUGAUUUAGUUUUAAUGAGUGACUUUGUUACUUUUAUUUUAGUUGUUUAUUGUUGUUGUAUUGAAGAUGAUAAUCAGUUUAUUCAUAAUCAAAGUUUGCCUUUAAUUUAUGGUAGAAUUAUUGGUGGUUCAAUUUUAAUUUUGUUUAAUUUAUGGGUUAAAGUUAAUGCUCAUAAUACUAUAAAAGAUUAUGCUUGGUAUUGGGGAGAUUUCUUUUUCAGACAAAUCAAUAAUGAAGAAUUAAUUUUUGAUGGUGUUUUUGAAAUGGUUCCACAUCCAAUGUAUUCAGUUGGUUAUAUUGGUUAUUAUGGAUUUGCAUUAAUUGCAAAAUCAUAUACAGUUUUAUCAAUAGCAAUUUUUGGUCAUUUUUUACAAAUGAUUUUUUUACAUUAUAUUGAAAAUCCACAUAUUGAUAAAAUUUAUGGACCUUCAAAAAAUGAAAUUAGUUUAAUUAAAAUUUUAAAGUUAAAAGAUUUAAAAAAUUUUGAUAAUUUGAAACCCUUAAUUGGUUUAUAUAAUUUUAAUAUUAUGAGAGGUAGUGAUUUAAUUAAUUUAAUUUUGGUAGGUACUUAUUCAUUAAUUAUUCCAUUCUGUACAAAUUCAUCAAAAUUAAUAUUUGGUUUAACUAUGUCAACAAAAUUAUUUGAAUCAUUUUUUAUUAAUAUUUUAUUAGUUUUACAAAGUAAAUUUAAAUUUUAUACAAAAUGGUGUUUAGCAAAUGAUAUCCCAGUUGAAAAAUCUUUAAAUAAUUGGGCGAUCAUAUAUAAUUCAUUAAUUAAUUUAACUUAUUCAUCAUUAUUUGGAUUAAAUUUGAAAAAUUUAUUAUCUCAAGAACAAUCAACAGUUUAUUUUUCCAAUUGGUUUUAUUUAAGAUUAUUUCUUGGUGUUUUAUUAAUUAUAACUCAAAUUUGGAUUAAUUCUUCAAUUGUUGAUUCAAUUGGUUAUUUUGGUUGGUUUUAUGGAGAUUUUUUCAUUCCAAAAUCUCAAAGUUUUAUUAAAAAUUUAACUAAAGCUGGUGUUUAUCGUUAUUUAAAUAAUCCAGAACAAAUUUUUGGAGUCUGUGGAGUUAUGGGAGUUUUCUUUAUAUGGCCAACAUUUGAAAAUUUAAUUUGUUGUAUAUUAUGGGUUUUAAAUAAUUUUAUUCGUAUAAAUUUUAUUGAAAAAUGGCAUAUGAUUAAAAUUUAUGGUGAAUCUCAAGUUAAUCAAGAUUCAGGAGUGACUAAGACUUUUAAAAAACAUUUAAUUCCCGAUGUUAUUCAAAGAAGAAUUAAUAAUGAUGAACAACAACAACAACCAAAUAAAUUAAGAUCACCAUCUCAUUCAAUAUCAUCAGUUACUGAUUCAUUAGAUUCAUUUAUUAAAGAAUUAAGAAAUUCAAAAACAAAAUUAUCACAACAAAAAUUGAUCGAAUUAUCACAAAAUUUAUCAUUUGAAAAUUCAAAUUAUGAAUUAAAUAUUUUAGGAUUAUAUAACCAAGAUGAAAAUUUACCAAAAUUUACAUUUGUUGGAACACCAAUUGAAAUUUCAUGGAAAUCACCAAUUGAGUCUCAUUCAAAAAAGGAUUGGAUUGGAUUAUAUAAAAUUGUUCAAACUAGUUAUUCAAGAAAUAUAACAUUACUUUCAAGUUCAGGAAGAUGGACAUAUUGUGAAACUUCAAUUGGUCAAUUUAAAUUUGAAAAAGAUAAAUUAUUUUGGGAAGAAGGUUUAUAUGAAUUUAGAUAUCAUGUACAUGGUAAACAUGACGUUGCAUAUAUUUCACAACCAUUUGAAAUUAAAAUUAAAGAAAUUAAAGUUCCAAAUGAUAUAAAUGAAAUUGAUUCAUUUUCAAAUUUAUUAAAACAGAUAAUAUUUUCCAAAAUUAUACCUAUAAAUUCAAUUGAUGAAUCAAUUUCAGAAAUUAUUUCAAAUUCAAAUUCAGAAUUUGAUUUAUUGGAAACUUUUAAUCUAUUAAGUUCAUUAAUUUCAAAAUCUACAAAAGUUAAUAUUAAUUCAAAAAUUUUUUUAAAUAAUGAUAAAUUAACAAUUAAAGAUGUUGGAUUGAAAUUAAUUCAUAUAAACCAAGUAUUGGAUGAAUUGUCAACAAAUAAUGUUGAAGAAAAGAAGAAUAUUUAA